Sycon ciliatum is the source of this 1670-nucleotide messenger RNA. Its product is annotated as DNA repair protein XRCC3-like. Lineage: Eukaryota; Metazoa; Porifera; Calcarea; Leucosolenida; Sycettidae. Gene Ontology annotation, cellular component: Rad51C-XRCC3 complex; replication fork. The transcript has a single exon. The record is from RefSeq and is a predicted model, not a curated record. Gene Ontology annotation, biological process: double-strand break repair via synthesis-dependent strand annealing; t-circle formation; telomere maintenance via recombination. Gene Ontology annotation, molecular function: four-way junction DNA binding; ATP binding; ATP-dependent DNA damage sensor activity. Bases 170 to 1201 code for a protein of 343 amino acids.
CGGAUCAUGCAACCAGUUUGCAAUGAUUAUGUCAGAGCAAUUAUGUGAAUCUAAUAUGGAUGGACAUUUCAUAGGAGGCAAGGAGCCUAGUUAAUAUCUCGAGCUGAAGAGUGGUUUCGACAUUCGUCCAUUAUCUCUAGCCGCCCUUUCAUCUCCAUCACGAUUUGGAAUGAGCAGAUUCUCAUACCUGGAGCUGGAUGAAUCGAUUCUUACUAAACUCGACAAUUGCUCUAUCCCAGACUUCAGUCCGGAGUCACUGGUGACGCAUACCUACAACUCUCUUGUACAUAGAAGUGAUCUUUCCCCUGAAGAAGCAAGGCUUGUUCUGCGUACAGCUGCAGAGAAAUGUUGCCAGUUGGCCCCCGUGUCUGCUUUGUCCAUAUUGCAAGGAGAUAGUCCGCAAUGGCUUGGCAGCUUACAGUAUGUAAGCACUGGGUGCCGCUCACUGGAUACCUUUCUGCGUGGGGGAAUUCCCUUCCGUGGCCUGUUUGAGAUUUGUGGGGAAAGCAGGAGCGGUAAAACUCAGUUUUGCCUGCAGCUCUGCUUGAAUGUGCAGCUGUGGUUGGAAGGCUCCGAUGAUCAUCGCCGCGCUGCACUCUACAUUAGCACAGAGGAUGUUUUCCCUCACAAGCGCUUAGCCCAGCUUGCGCGGUAUUUCUCUCGGGAGCAUGGCCGACGUCAGUGGAUGGAUGGUAUAUAUGUUGAGCAUGCGCUGAGUCAUGACGAUCUGGACAAAGUGGUGUCGCACCGGCUACCCGCCCUCAUCGCUGGCAGGAGAGUGCGGCUGGUGAUCCUUGAUUCUAUUGCAGCUGUGGCUCGUGCAGAGUUUGGAUUAGGUGACGAAUCAGACCGAGCUGAGUAUCUGACCAACAUAGGGUUGCAGCUGCGCCAGUUCAGUGUUGAGCACGCAGUCGCAGUUGUGAUAGUGAAUCAGGUGAGUGCUGUGAUUGAUGGCAGCAUUGGUGAUGAUGAGGAUGAUGUGCAGCCUGCGCUGGGACUUACGUGGUCCGACAUGGUCGCAACACGCGUCCUACUCUCCCGCGAUGAGCCUGUAACAGAGGAAGCCGAUGAACAUGCGGCCGCUGCAAGUGCACCCGAAGUGCCGCGUCAGCUACAGGUAAUCUUCAGUCCGUAUCUACCGCAAAACUCUAUUCACUUCGUCGUGCAAGAGACCGGCAUUCAAGACUUCAACAAGGGAUAACACUGGUACAGCUGCAUGGUUCAUAUGAAUCAUAAUAAUUGUUACUCCGCACUUCAGUGAAAAGUUGUCUUCAUCACCAUUGCUUACCCCAGGCUGUGCAUUUCACAUGGCAUCAUUACUUUACAUUAUUAUUAUUAUCAAAAUUUUGACAUUAACAUUAGGCAGCAGGUGCAUUGAAGUGCUUGUACCUGUAUAUUUUUUAAACGGUUUAUUGUCUUCAGUGGACUAGCAUAUUGGUGUCGUCUCAUUCUGACUGGUCUGGACAACAAUACGUGGAGCCAUGUGGAGACCGGGUGAAGUUGUACGAUUACAUAUAGUCAUGUACUGGUCAUGCAUGUUGAUUGUAUUUACUGGUAUAGUACAUUGUACAUGUACUGUAAAUCGAGAAUAUUUCAUUUGCUUUUUAUUUCGUAUAUUGUGUACGCCAGGCGGCAUAUGAAACUAAAACGCACUCAAACGUCAAAACCCA